UUGAUUGAGAUAACUCUAUUGUAGUAACAUCAGGGAUAUUUCAAAAUUGAAUUUAAAAAUAGUGAUAAUUCUACAUCAGAAGAUACAACAAAAUGAAUCCUUUUUUCAAAUUUGAACCCAGUGAAUAAUUGAAAAUAUGAAUAGCUCUUAUCUAGGAAACUAUAAUAAAAUGGAACAUUAAAAUACGAAACAGUGAAAAUCAAAUCAAAAAAAUAUUUAAUGGCCUAAUGGCGAGCCCAAAUUUUACCUUAAAAAAAUGCAACAAAAAAGAAGGAUCUAUGAUCAAUUCAAUAUUAUGAUGAAAAUUCGUAAUCCUAAUCCUGCGGAUUGAUUAAUCUUCCCGAUUGAUUAAUUACCGAAAACUAUUGAGAAAAUUGUAUAUAUUUAUAGUUAAAAACAAUUGAAAUUUAUUGUUGUGAAUUGUUAAGUACACUUUGUUCAGAUGAACGUAGAAGAAUUUCCGGAAGAUAGUGAUACCAGUGAUGAAGAGUAUAUUCCUGGUGCUAAACCAGAGGAGGUUGUCUCAGAAGUUGAUUCAGAUGGAGAACCAGAGGACCCUCUUUCAGAUUCAGAGGCUAGUCCAAAGAAAAAAAGACGAAAAACCAAAAAAGGUGCUCGAUCAAAAAAAUUGAAAAAAGAAUCUACUAAUUCGGGCGACGAAGAAAUUGAGGAAAGUCAACAGAAAAAUGAACUUACAGAAGAAGAAAAAAAGAAGCAAGCUGAUGAUCUCUGGGCAGAUUUUCUACAAGAUACUGGUUUUAAAUCUAAGACUGCUAUUUCAAAACCUAAUGACACAACCACAUCUAAGGAAAAAACUUUGACCAAGUCAGAAACAACCUCGAAAUCUCAAACUAAUAAAGUAGAAUCUGAUAAAGUGAAAAUCACUGAAAUAUUUGAAUUUGCAGGAGAGGAAGUCAAAGUUGAGAAAGAAGUUUCAAAAGAUUCUGUAGAAGCUAGAUUAUUAGGCUCAUCUUCUAGCUCGGACACAAAUAAAGUAAGAAAAAAAGGUAGCUUGAGUGGCAUUGGCAGUGUUUUGAGUCAAUUGGGAAAAAAGAAAAAAAUCAGCACACUAGAGAAAACAAAGUUAGACUGGGACCGAUUUAAAAAAGAUGAAAACUUAGAAGAAGAACUGAAUAACCAUAAUAAAGGAAAAGAUGGUUAUUUGGAUAGACAAGACUUCCUUCAAAGGGCUGAUCUGAGAAGAUUUGAAAUUGAAAAAGAAAUAAGAACUGUUGAAAGAAACAAAAGAAUGAACUUGGGAGAACCAUUCUGAUUAGUUUAAAAAGUAUCAAUAUCCACAUUCCUACAAACUCGAAAAACAUAUUUAAUUUUUUUGUGACUUUAUUUGAACUGAAUAAAAAUAAUAUUGAAAGCC
This is a messenger RNA of Harmonia axyridis, 1375 nucleotides long. It is a transcript of the gene Yeti, whose product is annotated as craniofacial development protein 1. The transcript is spliced from 5 exons. NCBI's taxonomy places the organism in Eukaryota, Metazoa, Arthropoda, Insecta, Coleoptera, Coccinellidae. The record is from RefSeq and is a predicted model, not a curated record. The coding region runs from base 443 to 1273 and encodes 276 amino acids.